Ylistrum balloti is the source of this 2618-nucleotide messenger RNA. Its product is annotated as cytochrome P450 3A24-like. Gene Ontology annotation, molecular function: iron ion binding; steroid hydroxylase activity; heme binding. Lineage: Eukaryota; Metazoa; Mollusca; Bivalvia; Pectinida; Pectinidae. The record is from RefSeq and is a predicted model, not a curated record. The coding region runs from base 50 to 1612 and encodes 520 amino acids. The transcript has 15 exons.
GGUCCAGCAGGACACGUCCAGACAGCUGAGGCAUUCUGCUCUCGUGAAAAUGGAGGUGUUGGGGUUGGUAGAUAUUCCGACCUGGCUACAAUGGCUGAUGGUGUUCAUUGGGCUGAUAGUGGCAUACGUUGUAUAUAUGUCGUGGGACCACAACACGUUUAAGAAGAUGGGAAUUGAUGGUCCUAAGCCUAAUCCAAUUUUUGGGAACAUGAGGAUGUUCUUUAAAGACGGACUUAUUAAGACGGAACAAGAUAUGUACCGCAAAUAUGGCAAAGUGUUUGGGAUGUACGAGUCCUAUAUUCCGGUAUUGUACAUCGCUGAUCCGGUACUUUUGAAGGAAGUCCUGGUCAAAGAAUUCAAAAGUUUCGUCAAUAGAAGGGAUACAUUUAAUAAAUUUAGUGAAUCCAACACGAAGAACAUGCUUACACAGAUAAGUGAUGACCACUGGCGAUUUGUCCGGAAUACUGUUACCCCAACAUUUAGUGGUAAAAAGCUGCGACAGAUGACACCUUUGAUAAACAACUCUGCGAACAAAUUCAUUGAACACAUAGAAGAGAAGGUAAACAAUGACGAAGAAAUUGACAUGAAAAGAUUUAUUGGAGGGUUUACAAUGGAUGUAAUUGCUAGCACUGCGUUCGGUCUGGAUGUCGACAGCCAGAAUAACCCAGAUGAUCCUUUCACAAAGCAUGCCCGAGCUUUCAGCGACACCACUGCUAUAGCUUUUCUUGUCGUUAUUUUGUUCUUUCUGCCAUUUUUAAGCUGGAUUUUCAGACUGUUAUCAUUCUUUGGAUUCGGCUUGACGAAAAUGAAACAAGCAAAUGAUUUCUUCUCGCGUGUCACUGACAAAGCUUUAAAAGAAAGGCGACAAACACCAGGGAAACAUUCUGAUUUCCUUGGAAUAUUGGUGAAUGCCGAAGAAAAUGGCGCACAGGAAAAGCAGGAAAAUGAGCAGAAAGCCGAAAAUGAAACAUCGACUACUUGGACCCGCAAGACACUGACUGCAGAAGAGAUCACUGCUCAAGCUACUUUAUUUUUCGUCGCCGGGUACGAUACGACAGCUAAUACUCUUUCUUUCCUGAUGUACCACCUAGCUGUCCACCCAGACGUCUGUGACAGACUUUUCCAGGAAAUAGACGACAAGUUAGAUGGGGAGAAACCUAACUAUGAUAACGUGGCCAAUCUUUCCUACAUGGAAAUGUGUAUCAAUGAAACGAUGAGGCUCUUCCCUGCUGCAGCAAGAAUUGACCGCAUGGCCUCCAACGAUGUUACCAUAGGAAAUAUCAAGAUCCCGAAAGGAAUGAUUAUAAACAUACCUGUAGGUGCCAUACAGAUGGAUCCCGAGUACUGGCCAGAACCCGAGAAGUUCGACCCGGAAAGAUUCACCCCAGAGGCCAAGGCUAACAGAGACCCAUUCGUCUUCAUGCCAUUCGGUGCUGGUCCCCGCAAUUGUGUUGGAAUGAGACUGGCUAUGCUUGAACUCAAGAUUGCAAUAACAAGAAUUCUGCAGAAAUUCCGACCUGUUAAAGGUCCAAAAACAGAGGUUCCUAUCCAAGUUUCCAAAAUGGGAAACCUUCCAUUGGGACUUUACCUUAAAUUUGAGAAGAGGGAGUAAAGUUUUGAAGUUACAGGUUCCUAUCCAAGUUUCCAAAAUGGGAAACCUUCCAUUGGGACUUUACCUUAAAUUUGAGAAGAGGGAGUAAAGUUUUGAAGAAGCCAGGAUCAGUGUGCUACAUAACAAUCGUUUUGUACAAAUCGAUAUUUACCCAAAGGUGUUACAUUAGAGACACCUACUUGUGGACGAGAUAAAGAAAUAUCUGUAAUUGAUAACAGUUGAUUUUUAGGUUUGUAUGCUUUGCAAAUGAAUUCAAAAGACAAAUUUCAUGUUGCACUUUGAGAAUGGAUGCCGCAGAUGGAUCCCCUGUCAAUCAUUAUCGAUUGACAUGCUUGCGAAUGAUAAUUGUUAUCAACGAUAAUCUAGUGUUAGAUUGUAGAUAUUUAUAUAUAACAUAAGUUUGUUAUAUAUUUUGAUACUGAAAUUAUUUAGAACAUAUUUCAACAGGUAUUGUUGUUGAUUAACGAGCUAUUAAAACAAAUACAUCGAUUGACACGUCGUUGAAAUCUUGGUGCAUACACUGAGGUAAAAAUAGUCUGUAGUUUUGUUUUUUCCUAAAUAUCGUGUCCUUUUCUGUCGGUUUUUUUUUCAGAACUUUCCUAAUGGAACAUUUUGUGAUAUAUAUAUAUAUAUAAUCGUUUAAUUGUAUAUGAUUAAGUGAUACACAAUAUAGUCUGUUUGUAUUGAAGCUUCUACGAUAUCAAUUAUACGGACAUUUUGACAAAUUAUGCGUGACAGAAUAUCAAACGUAACGGCAUGAUUAUAAUAUACUUUAUUGAUAAUGCAAACAUGGCGGUGAAAUAAUGUAGUAUAUUGUACAUGUCAGGCAAAAUUUGUAAUUUCCCAUUCCAACCUCUACAUGUACAGACGAAACGUUUGCAUAUCUCUUUGUUUGUUUUUUUAUUUAUCAGUUACAUUUAGAAUUCGCGUGACGUAAUCAGUAGUAAACAGUGACAACGGCAACACGUUACCUAACAGCUGUAAAUAAAGGCAUAUUUGUAGUAAA